AUGGAACCAAUCAACUCCAAGAAACCAGAACUUCCAAGUGAUGAAAGCAAUAAUCAUACAAAGGGUAUUCCAAAACGAAGCAGAGGACGACCUAGGAAAGCAAAAGAAAAUGGUCUAGAUUCAAUACCUUUAGAUACUACAUCAUCGAAUGUUGCUACUACUCCGAAACGUAGCAGAGGACGACCUAAAAAAAUAAGAAGUAAUGGUCUAGAUCCAGAUACAAUAAUUCCCUUAUUGAAUAGUCCAAAUAUUGUGGAAAACACAAGACCUAUAGGGUCAACCCGUAGAGGAAGAAAGCCUCUAAAUCGAAAUAUUCAAUCCGAUAAUAAUGAGCCAAUAUCAGCAUUUGAUUUGGUGCCCCCCUCACAACCUAUUUAUACCGGGUUACCUUUAGAAGAGGGACCCACAUCUAAAAUAAAAAAGGAAUCGUUAUGGUCAUUAAGAAAGAAACUGAACGGGAGAAACUCUAGAGAAUCUUCGAUAUUGAUAUCAAAUUCGUCUUCAAUGGAUGAAGAUUCUUCUGGAAGUCGAGUUUCUCCGUCUCCUUCAUCGGCCAUUGAAGAUGAUUAUAUGAAAAAAUUGCGUACAAGCAAAUCAGAAGCUUUAACCAGAGAGAGUAGUAUGAGAUCCUCUCCAUUAAAUGUUACAAUACGGUAUUCUCCCAAGUCUGCUAAACAUAACUUCUUGAAAGAUCUUUCCCAAACCCCAAAACCAGAUUUAAACUACAACGGGGAUACUACUACAACACUUACCAAAAGGACAUCAUCCACCAAAAAAGCUAAAGUAUGGUCCCCUAAAAAGACUUCGUUAGCUGGGUUGGCUCCAAGAGGUUCAAUACUGAAUGCCGAAAGUGAAACAAUGGAUCCGAUGCUUAAUGAAGAUUUUUGCACUACAUGUGGAGGAGCAGGGAUGUUUAUUUGCUGUGAAACUUGUCCUCGUUCAUUUCAUUUCUUAUGUACUGAUCCUCCCAUAGAAACAUUACCUGAACAUAGUUGGAUUUGCCGUGAAUGUAUGGCCAAAACAACCCCUCCAAAGCAGUGGAAGGAUAUAGGCUUGUUUGGAUCAUUAUUAAAUGCACUCCAAUUCAAAGGCCCUAAAGCAUUUCAAUUACCUAGAAAUAUGCGUGAAAAUUCCUUUCUUGGGGUUACAACUGGUGAAAAUGGUGAUUAUAUGGACCUGACAAUGAAACCAAUUUUAUCCUAUGCAAAGGCUAACGGGAGUCAAAUUCCGGGAUUCAACAAAACCGAAGCAUUGGAUAUCGACUCUCUUUAUGACAAAGAGGGUAAACCAUAUCUAUGCCAUAAGUGUGGGAAUUCGGGCACACACAACAGAACACUAAUUCAUUGUGAUUAUUGCCCAUUAGUAUGGCAUCUUGAUUGUCUCAAUGAACCAAUGUGCAUACCGAAAACCAUAGGUACAAAAUGGAGGUGUCCAAAUCAUGCUGAUAGUUUGUUACCACCGUCUCAUGUUUGGAAUCGAAGAUUAACUAAUGCAACCGUUAAUGAUGUUGCAUUACACAACCAUUUUGCUCGAAUCGCAUCACUGAACAAUAUCUUCAUCAAAUUCCCUGACCAAGAGUAUUUGAAUGAGGACAAACAAACUCUACUUUCCGAAUACUUGGGCUACGAGAGAGAAGACUUUGCAAAAUUCGAUACCAACUAUAUCGAAUCCUCAAUUAAAAGGGACAGGGUUAAGGAUGGGGAUGAUCCCAAUGAACACAGCCAGCUAAACUACGCUACGAGUGCGGGUAUCUCUGCACCCAUGUCCUCCAAACAAGUAAAGAUAAUAAAAAUCUCCAAUAGUGAUAAUAACCAGUCCUUCAUAUACAGAAUCCCAGAGUCACUGGUAGUGUUGGACUUUGUGUCAAAGGUAAAAGGGAGCUACAAACAAAGUGUGCUUGACACUGUUGACUCUUAUGAUAUUCGCACGCGACUUGAAACCAAUCAUUCGGAGCGAAAUGCUUUAGAAGGUUUGCAAGUGCUAAACAAUUCAACACGAAAUAAUGCAUUGGACAUCGCUGAAUUGGUUAAAGUGGCUCUUAAGAAUGAGCCAGCAAGUCCACCAAUCAAAAAAGAAGAGGAAGAAGAAGAAGAAGAAGCACAUGAACAUCCACCUAAACUAAUGUCACAUUCUGAAAUUGAACAGCUCGAGGCAGUAAGAGAAUUGAUUCAAAGAGCCGGGUAUGAGAAAUUGAUGUCCUUCUUGAAUCCUUAUAAGAAUUCUCCAACGGAGUAG
Lizanozyma spartinae is the source of this 2235-nucleotide messenger RNA. RefSeq lists its product as uncharacterized. Gene Ontology annotation, molecular function: DNA binding. Lineage: Eukaryota; Fungi; Ascomycota; Pichiomycetes; Serinales; Debaryomycetaceae. Bases 1 to 2235 code for a protein of 744 amino acids. Gene Ontology annotation, cellular component: Rpd3S complex. Gene Ontology annotation, biological process: regulation of transcription by RNA polymerase II. The record is from RefSeq and is a predicted model, not a curated record. The transcript has 2 exons.